Messenger RNA from Aedes albopictus (Asian tiger mosquito), 1765 nucleotides. Its product is annotated as serine protease inhibitor 42Dd-like. Lineage: Eukaryota; Metazoa; Arthropoda; Insecta; Diptera; Culicidae. Gene Ontology annotation, molecular function: serine-type endopeptidase inhibitor activity. The transcript has 2 exons. Bases 534 to 1676 code for a protein of 380 amino acids. The record is from RefSeq and is a predicted model, not a curated record.
UCUUGGGUAACAUUCGCAAAUAACAACACCAUCGAGUGAUGAUUCGCUGACGCUGAUGCAACAAACAAAUAAAUUCACCGAACGAACGCAACGGUUCGCAAAGAUAAGCCACCCCGCCAAACAGAAAAAGCAGAUCGUCCGUCGUCGAAUCAUCGAGUUCCCAUUUGAAGCCGAGCUCAUUCACCCUCACCAUUUCUCCGCGCGGUCAUCUCUCCCGUCGUCAUGAUCAUCACCGCGUGUGACGAAUUGAAGCGCGACCGCCUCGGCGGAAUCAAUUUCUUCUUGAAUUACGGAUUUUUUUUUUUCGGGGGGCUCUUAGCUCUUGAUGAGAUUGCGCAAGGCAGAGGUGUUAACUGGUCCACGGUGGCCCACACAGCCGGAGUCAUCUCAAUAGUCUUCCGCGUGGAUUCGGCCCGGCUAGAGGUGAUCGCUCGCUCGUUGAGACGUGUGGCUUUCUCCUACUAUAAGAUCUUUCCCUUAGCGCGCGUGGCCUUCUGGAAGAAUCGUGAUCGUGAUCGAGAUUUCGAGCCGAGAUGCUAAUUAGAGUGAUUUCGUUGGUUUGGUUGGUUGCGGCCGUUGCCGGGGGUGAUGGGCCAGAUUUCAGCUUCGGGGAUGUGGACUUUUCCGUGGAGUACUUCAAGGCGGCCCAUAAUGCAUCCAGCAAUUGUGUGGUGUCGCCGCUUUCCGUGAGGCUGAUAUUGGCGGCUUUUUAUCAAGUGGCUGGCGCUGACGUGGAAGAGACUCUUCAGAGAGCGUUCUAUCUACCGUUAGAGAAAUCAGUUGCUAGUGAUAAUGUGGCUGAGUUUCUGGACGGGAACGCAGGGAACACGCAGCUGCAAAUUGCGUUCAAAGCGUUUAAGAACCAAGAUCAGUUGUCGGAUGUGUUUGCAACCACGUUACAAAAGGCAUUCAAAAUUUCUCCGGAGAAUGUCAAAUUCGAGGACAGGAGUUCCGUAGCCAGCAGUGUCAAUCGAUGGGCAAGAGAAUCAACUAAUGGUCGAAUCCAGCAGUUUAUCAACGAAGAAGACCUGGACGUCAACUCUGAACUUCUACUGUUGAACGCCGUUGCUCUAAAAGCUUCAUGGGCUGAGAAGUUCUCCGUGUCAAAAACGGAUCGUCAAAUGUUCGCUUUCACCAAUGGACCUCGUCCAGUCGACAUGAUGCACGAGACGCUGGAAGUUCUGUACAAGAUCGACAAUACCUACCACACGAUUCAAAUCCCGUACAGCGAAGAUAGCGAUCUCGCAAUGUGGGUCUUGGUUCCCCGAGGAUCUGGAAGCUUCGAUGGGCUCCUGAACUCACUCUCAUCCGGUUUACUCGAUGACAUUGAAACAACAGCCAUGCCCAAGGUCGUCGAUAUCUCUCUGCCACGUUUCCAGAUUCAAUCCUAUCUGGAUGCCAAACACGUCAUCGAACGAAUGGGCUACAGAGUGCUGUUCACAGAGAACGAUUUCAACGUCUUCGAGGGGCGUAAGUCCAGUCUGAGCGAUCUCCGCCAGAGUACUUUCCUUACGGUAGACGAAGAAGGCACGGAAGCUGCUGCAGUUUCAUCCGCCAGCACAAAGUUCCGCUCCAAGAACAUCCAGUUCAACGUGAACCAACCGUUCGUGUUUAUCAUCAAGAAAAUCUCAACCGAUACGACUGUUUUCAUCGGGCACUACUCUAUCUAUCAGUAAAUUAUUUAUCUCUAAUUUAAUGCAAUAAAAAACCUAGUUUUAAGCGUAAUGAAGAAAACAAUGAAAAACAUUCUCGUUCUAGAAAGAAA